AUUGGCUAGGCGUUGGAGGUACAGCCAGGGCAGGGAUAGGGAGGAGGCGGUCGAAGCGCUUCUCCGGGCCGAGCUGGGCCAAGCGGAGGGCCGGUGCCAGCUCCUCCAGGUCCGGGACAGCAGCGGGAGCCGAGCCGGAGCCGCGGGCGCCGUCGCCAUGCGCUGGGUCCGGGCGCUGUUGAAGAAUGCGUCCCUAGCAGGGGCGCCCAAGUACAUCGAGCACUUCAGCAAGUUCUCUCCGUCCCCGCUGUCCAUGAAGCAGUUUCUAGACUUUGGAUCCAGCAAUGCCUGCGAGAAAACUUCCUUCACCUUCCUCCGGCAGGAGCUACCCGUGCGCCUGGCCAACAUCAUGAAAGAGAUUAACCUGCUGCCCGACCGAGUGCUGGGCACCCCCUCGGUGCAACUGGUGCAGAGCUGGUAUGUCCAGAGUCUGCUGGACAUCAUGGAAUUCCUGGACAAGGACCCGGAGGAUCACCGGACCCUAAGCCAGUUCACCGAUGCCCUGGUCACCAUCCGGAACCGGCACAAUGACGUGGUGCCCACCAUGGCGCAGGGAGUGCUGGAGUACAAGGACACUUACGGCGAUGACCCGGUCUCCAACCAGAACAUUCAGUACUUCUUGGACCGCUUCUACCUCAGCCGCAUCUCCAUCCGCAUGCUCAUCAACCAGCACACCCUCAUCUUUGAUGGGGGUACCAACCCAGCUCACCCCAAACACAUUGGCAGCAUCGACCCCAACUGCAGCGUGUCUGACGUGGUGAAAGAUGCCUAUGACAUGGCCAAGCUCCUGUGUGACAAGUAUUAUAUGGCUUCACCUGACCUAGAGAUCCAGGAAGUUAAUGCGACCAACACCAACCAGCCCAUUCACAUGGUCUACGUCCCUUCCCACCUCUACCACAUGCUCUUCGAGCUCUUCAAGAAUGCCAUGCGGGCCACUGUGGAAAGCCACGAGUCCAGCCUCACUCUCCCCCCUAUCAAGAUUAUGGUGGCCUUGGGUGAAGAAGAUCUGUCCAUCAAAAUGAGUGACCGAGGUGGGGGUGUCCCCUUGAGGAAGAUUGAGAGGCUCUUCAGCUACAUGUACUCCACAGCCCCCACACCCCAGCCUGGCACUGGGGGUACCCCGCUGGCUGGCUUUGGAUAUGGACUCCCCAUUUCCCGUCUCUACGCCAAGUACUUCCAAGGGGACUUGCAGCUCUUCUCUAUGGAGGGCUUUGGGACAGAUGCUGUCAUCUAUCUCAAGGCCCUGUCCACGGACUCAGUGGAGCGCCUGCCUGUCUACAACAAGUCUGCCUGGCGCCACUAUCAGACCAUCCAGGAGGCCGGUGACUGGUGUGUGCCCAGCACAGAGCCCAAGAACACAUCGACGUAUCGGGUCAGCUAGGGGCCUUCUCUGCCUGGCACCUGGGAGGAUGCUGCCACCUCUGAAUCCAGCCACCAUGGGGACCUUCCCCAUCCCCUGGGGUACAGAGGGUGACGCUGGGUCUCCCUAAUGGCCAGGUCUGUCUUUGUAGAAAUCUCAGUGACCCAUCUGUGGUGGUCCCUAAGUGCCAAUCUGUCUCUAUGGAGACACCUAGGGGGUUUCCCUGGAGUCUGGUCUCCAUGGUGAUGCUUGAAGGUUGUAGAUGGCUCUACCUGAUGGGGGCCCCAGAGACACUUCUCCACGGCCGUUCUCCCGAGACCAGAGCUGUCAGUUUUCCUACCAGAGACCCUGGGUCCCCUUCACUGCCUGCGUAGUCCUGGCCUUCCGAGGGGCCGCCCUGCUCGUCUUAUCCCCGCACCCUGUACAGGUACACUGGGCUGUGUUCUUUGUCAACGUUAAGAAGGGUGGAGUGCCCUCAGGUUGGGAGAGAGGAUGGAGGGGCGGGGGUGGGGGGUGCACCCUUGACCCCAGUCCUACGGCCUCUCUAUCGCUACUCUGGACAUUAAGGUUGCAGCUGGGAACUUGAGAGUGGGUGGUGGUUCUCAUCCAAGGCCCACUUCUAAAGUGGGGACACCUGAGAAAGCCCAGAGGUAACCCCGCCCCACCAGGAUUCCAAGGCGAUCUUGGCAAUGUUUGUGAUGCUUCCUAAACCCUUGCCCAGCAUGUCCUCACAUGCACACCUCCCCUGCCCAGUGUACACCCACCCUGUCCUGCCUGAGCUUUAGACCCCACCCCCCUGUGCCCACCGUGUGUGCGCAGGUGACUCAUCCCCAGGACACCCCAUGUACAUAGUCGGUUUUGUAAUCUCAAAUGCCUCCCCCUCCCCCUUCCCCUCCGCACACAGGGGUUAAAGCUGUGUGCCCCUCCCAGUGGCUGGGACGGUGACAGUGACAUCCACAGUAAAUAGAUGAAAUGAGA
This is a messenger RNA of Peromyscus eremicus (cactus mouse), 2338 nucleotides long. It is a transcript of the gene Pdk2, whose product is annotated as pyruvate dehydrogenase kinase 2. The transcript is spliced from 11 exons. Gene Ontology annotation, biological process: protein phosphorylation; regulation of glucose metabolic process. NCBI's taxonomy places the organism in Eukaryota, Metazoa, Chordata, Mammalia, Rodentia, Cricetidae. The record is from RefSeq and is a predicted model, not a curated record. The coding region runs from base 158 to 1381 and encodes 407 amino acids. Gene Ontology annotation, molecular function: pyruvate dehydrogenase (acetyl-transferring) kinase activity. Gene Ontology annotation, cellular component: mitochondrion.